Molecule: messenger RNA, 1280 nt
Organism: Pocillopora damicornis (cauliflower coral)
Lineage: Eukaryota; Metazoa; Cnidaria; Anthozoa; Scleractinia; Pocilloporidae
Product: ras-related protein Rab-32A
Source: RefSeq, a predicted model, not a curated record
AAAUCUUCGAAAUCUUGCAUUGCCGGUUUCGAAACUCAAAGGACAUUUCUAUCUAGCUACCACACUGCCAAUUUAAGAUAGAAACAAGAAGAAUAUAACCUCGACAGCUUGAAAACUAAGAAAACACAAUUGUCAACUUCGAAUACCUGCUUUCAACCAUGACCACUUGUGUUGUAUCCUACGAGAAACCGGAAGAAGAGAACAAAGCAGUUCUGAGCUUACUUGGCGAAGAAAUACAGUUGAAAUCGUUCAAGAAAAACAUUCUGGAAAAUGGAGAUCAGCUUCAUCUGAAAAUAAUAAUCUUAGGCGACCCAAAGUGGAAAGAGAGGAAUCUUAUGUCUUCAAAAAUAAUCCCAUUCUGUACCCCGUGGUUACAUCGGGAGGAGAUAGUGUGGAGAAAUUCGUCAAAUUCACAUUCUUACACUCUGAAGAUCCAGUAUUGGGAGCUUUCGCUCAUCGACAGAUUUCGCUUUCACUGUGGUAAUCGCAAAUUGUGCAAAUCAUGUGAUGGCGCGUUGCUGUUCUAUGAUGUAGAGAAGCCGUCAACGCUUUCCAUCGCCCUUGAAAAUUUCGAGCUCAUACAAGCAGCAAAUCCUAGCUCUGAACGAAACGGCUUUAAGGUUCCAAUCGUUUUGAUCGCGAUAAAUAAUAAUGCAAACGAAGGUUCCUUUCCAGGAAGUGAAGAAAUGGUCAAAAGGAAGGCGGAAAUGGACAAGUACUGUUCACACUAUGGAUAUGUCACAUGGUUUGAACUUCCAUCACGCAAGAUUGACGAUUACAAGCGGGUGAUCGCCAAAGCUGUGGAUAGAAUUCUACAAGAAAUAAUUGAUUUGUCUCGAAAUGGCGUGACAAUCUGGGGCGAUUGGAAACUGAAGUAUGACACAAAAGGCAGAGAUCAUUCUUCUUGAUAGAACUCCAGAAUACUAUGUCUCGUCUCGGAGAUGGCGAAAGGAAAUCUUUACAAGUAUUUUGUCGAAAUUUCCUUUGCCUUGAGUUCACUCUCAAAAUCUGAACAUAGGUGAAUACUUGAACUGGCUUCUAAAUUUUUUUACUGGGAAAAAUUUCAAACCAUGUCACAACAAUUUGAUCAAAAUAAUUGCACACGCUGUAUUUUUGUUAGCUUUCUACGAAAAAUAAACAGAAAAACAUAUAUGGCUCACAAAAACAGCAAAUACUGUCAGAGAACAGAAACAGAAAGGUUAAAGAGGCCUUUGAAUAUGUUUUUUGCACGAGUGCCCAUUCAAGUACAUGACCUGCAAUGAGAUUGCGCAGAGCAACGA